CGAACGAAAAUGUUGAACUAUUGGUUGAAGAUCGUGUGCAUUUUUGGCUGCCUUGGAGGAGCCUUGUCACUGUAUACUCCCAUUUCCGUCGGAGCCGAAGGACUAGUGGUAAUUGGCAGAAUCGCGCAGCAAACCGCUGAUGUGCUUGCGUCCUAUAAUAACACUCUGAAUUCUGCUCGCAAUGAAAUCUUCGUCGGGUUAAAUGAUUUGUUGGGUUGGAUAAACAUAACUUACACAGCUUUGAAUAACACCUGGGGUGCAAAAUAUCCUAAUUUGCCCGGGUUUGUCGAGAAUCUGAAAGAACUCAAUAAUACUGUAAAAUACGGAGAAUCUUCCGUCACCUGGAUAUUUGCGAAUGAUUUGGGUGAGCUUGUUCAGGCCUUAGACCGUGCAAUUGAUCCUAUUUUACAGUACUAUAGAAUGUUGACACAAGAAAUGCCCUCUACGGUUAAUGUUGAGAAAUGUACGCUUCGAAAUGCCAGCCAAAUGGCUGAUGUUCCAAAUCAUGCGUUUAAGUUGGCACAUUGUCUGCAAAUGGAAUCGGACGAAAUUACAGCGACACUUCCCGCCAUUUUAAAGCUGAUAUCCGUUGUGAAACUUGAUUUCGUUUCUUUAGCCAAUCAGUUAGAUUCCUGCCACUCAUUGGCAACCACGUGUCAGAAACAAUAUUUUGACCAGUUGUAUUUGGAGCAUAGUACUGGUACAUCGAUGCUGAGUUUGGUGGUGCAGUAUAUUUCUUCACUUUUCAAUGAUACCUACAACCGCAACCGAUUUUGUGCUGCUCUUGUUCAAUCUGAUAUUCAGGAGACUUUGCGUAACCUUGAAACUACAUAUUCAUUGUGUGCCUGGCCACCAUCAUAA
Messenger RNA from Sabethes cyaneus, 861 nucleotides. RefSeq lists its product as uncharacterized. The record is from RefSeq and is a predicted model, not a curated record. Bases 10 to 861 code for a protein of 283 amino acids. The transcript has 2 exons. Lineage: Eukaryota; Metazoa; Arthropoda; Insecta; Diptera; Culicidae.